Molecule: messenger RNA, 342 nt
Organism: Owenia fusiformis
Lineage: Eukaryota; Metazoa; Annelida; Polychaeta; Sabellida; Oweniidae
Source: the annotation of a GenBank genome assembly
AACAGAAUCUGAUAUAACUGCUACUAGUGUCACAAAAGAGGCAAUAUCUCCAACUGAUACUGAAGCAACAACAGAGUCUGAUAUAACUGCUACUAUUGUCACAACAGAGGCGGUAUCACCAACUGAUACUGAAGCAACAACAGAAUCUGAUAUAACUGCUACUAGUGUCACAAAAGAGGCAAUAUCUCCAACUGAUACUGAAGCAACAACAGAGUCUGAUAUAACUGCUACUAGUGUCACAACAGAGGCGGUAUCUCCAACUGAUACUGAAGCAACAACAGAAUCUGAUAUAAUUGCUACUCAUGUCACAACAGAGGCGGUAUCACCAACUGAUACUGAAGC